AUGUCUGACAACGAGAACGGCGAGAACGGCGACGAGCUCGUAACCAAGCCCUUCAAGUUUGUCACUGGCUUCGAUGCCCGCUUCCCCAACCAGAACCAGACCAAGCACUGCUGGCAAAACUACGUCGAUUACCACAAGUGCAUCAUCGCCAAGGGCGAGGACUUUGCCCCCUGCCGCCAGUUCAUGUUGGCCUACAAGUCCCUGUGCCCCAGCGGCUGGACAUCGCGAUGGGACGACCAGCGUGAGGCUGGCAACUUCCCCGUAAAGCUCGACCAGUAG
Alternaria ventricosa is the source of this 279-nucleotide messenger RNA. It is a transcript of the gene COX13, whose product is annotated as Cytochrome c oxidase subunit 6A, mitochondrial. The coding region runs from base 1 to 279 and encodes 92 amino acids. NCBI's taxonomy places the organism in Eukaryota, Fungi, Ascomycota, Dothideomycetes, Pleosporales, Pleosporaceae. The transcript is spliced from 4 exons. The record is from RefSeq and is a predicted model, not a curated record. Gene Ontology annotation, cellular component: mitochondrion; respiratory chain complex IV.